Molecule: messenger RNA, 1217 nt
Organism: Peromyscus californicus insignis
Lineage: Eukaryota; Metazoa; Chordata; Mammalia; Rodentia; Cricetidae
Product: ferritin heavy chain-like
Exons: 1
Coding region: 554-1102 (182 amino acids)
Biological process (GO): iron ion transport; intracellular iron ion homeostasis
Cellular component (GO): cytoplasm
Molecular function (GO): ferrous iron binding; ferric iron binding
Source: RefSeq, a predicted model, not a curated record
GGGGCUAUGUUCCAUCCUAUGUUACUGCUAUGUGAGAUGAGAUCACGCUAUCUAACUGGACUGGCCUCAAACUACUCAUCUUCCUGCAUCAUCCUCCAACUGUUGAGAUUAUAGUCAUAUGCCACCACACCAGGAUUCCAAUAGGAUUUUCAAAGCACUGUAUGGCAAAGGCACUCCCUUCAUGUAUCUUCAAGGAAUUAGCUUGUUCUCAACAUCCCUUGUGACAAAAGGCCCGCUUUGGCCACAUAUAUCCUGCUGUACUAAGGCUACCUGGUUGUUACUGGAUGCUCAUUUCUGAAACCAUCUUCUGUGUAACCUGUUGAAUAAUUCUGGUCCACCCACAUUCAUAUAACCCUCUCACUAUCAACACACUUUGAAAAGGUUCUGGAGACGUUCCCGCCCAGAGUCGCCCCGGUUUCCUGCUUCAGCAGUGCUUGAACCAAACCGGUGCUCGACCGCUCCGACCCCAGCUGGCUGCUCCGAGCCAGAACCCUUUGCAACCUCGUCUCUCCGCUGCUCCAGCGUCGCCACCUCGCCUCGCCCCGCCGCUGCCAUGACCACCGCGUCUCCCUCGCAAGUGUGCCAGAACUACCACCAGGACUCGGAGGCUGCCAUCAACCGGCACAUCAACCUGGAACUGUAUGCCUCCUACGUCUAUCUGUCUACGUCUUGCUACUUCAACCGGGGUGAUGUAGCUCUGAGGAACGUUGCCAAAUACUUUCUCCACCAAUCUCAUGAGGAGAGGGAGCAUGCUGAGAAACUGAUGAAGCUACAGAGCCAACGAGGUGGCCGAAUCUUCCUGCAGGAUAUCAAGAAACCAGACCGCGAUGACCGGGAGAACGGGCUGAAUGCAGUGGAGUGCGCACUGCACUUGGAGAUGAGUGUGAAUCAGCCACUACUGGAACUGCACAAACUGGCUGCUGACAAAAACGGGCCCCCCUUGUGUGACUUCAUUGAGACCCAUUACCUGAAUGAGCAGGUGAAACCCAUCAGAGAACUGGGUGACCACGUGACCAACCUCGGCAAGAUGGGAACCCCUGAAGCCGGCCUGGCGGAACAUCUCUUUGACAAGCACACCCUGGGACACAGUGAUGAGAGCUAAGCUGACUUCCCCAAAGCCACGAGUGACUUCACUGGUCACUGAGGCCGUGCAUGCAUGUCGGACUGCCUUUAUCUUUUCUAUAAGUCACACCAAAACAUCCGCUUAAGUUCUUUAA